AUGAUUCCCGUGGCCAGCAAAGCCUUCUUACUCACCAACCUGGUCCAAGACAUGCAGUACGACCUAUGUGUCCUGGCUAUCUGGGACGACACCGCCACCACCCUAACUGCCACCAACGUAGUGGGCUGUGUCCAGUUCAUCACCCGUGACGACUACCCGCAGUGCCAGUCCCUCCACAGCCAGUUCCUGGGCGGCACUAUGAUCCUGGUGAUCGGUGGCAUCAUCGUGGCCACGCUCCUCGUCUUCAUCAUCAUCCUCAUGGUUCGGUACAAUGUGUGCAGCAGCACCCAGUCCAGCAAGCUGCCAGUGGUUAGCAACACAUACUCCCAGACCAACGGUGACUUGAACCGGCUCAACAGUGCCCCACCACUGCAGGUCAAACCUCAGAUCACGACCACAGUGGUGGUGAUACGGGAUGAGGUGGUGGAAUGCAAAUGUGGCUCGCUCCAGAGCAGCCUCUCCUCGUCUUCAUCUGACUCGUUGGACAGUCGCAACGCUAGAGGCAGGUUAGGAAAUGGGGACCGGUACAGUCUUCGGGACAGCGAGUUCAUCACACUCCCCAGCACCAGUAAUUGGAGGAGGCACGGGGGGCCAUCAUCGGCCAAGGCUAGGCCCAACUUGGACAACCUUUUAGGGGCCUUUGCUUCACUGGAGCUCCGGAGCUCGGCUACGACUAGGGACCAGGGGGCAUCUUGUUCCUCCACCACCACCUCCAGUUCAUUGGUGGCCGUGACCAUGGCCCCUCUGUCUGACAAGGAGCCCUUGCUGGGCCGAGCCGAGUCCACCACCAUGCUGGGGCGUUUUCUAGGCCUGCCCCAGGAAGGGAAGCCCAAGAGGAGCCACUCAUUCGACUACGGCCACGUGGGUAGCAGCGGCGGCGCACAGAGCCUCAGCAACUACCCCUGUCACAUCAGCAACAUCUGGACUAAGAGGAGCCUGUCGGUAAAUGGGUUGCUACUGCAGUACGACGACAGCGAAGACAGUGAGGGCGAAAAGGCGCCGUUCGAGAGUUCAGAGUGGGUGAUGGAGAGCACUGUUUGA
Molecule: messenger RNA, 1041 nt
Organism: Coregonus sp. 'balchen'
Lineage: Eukaryota; Metazoa; Chordata; Actinopteri; Salmoniformes; Salmonidae
Source: the annotation of a GenBank genome assembly